AUGACCUCUAUAACUUAAAAGAUUAUAUCCAAGUUAGAUCCAAGACAAUACUAUCUAAGUGGCUGUAUUGAUAUAAUUGUUGUGGAAUAACAUAAUGGAUCGUUGAAAUCGACCCCAUUUCAUGUGCGAUUUGGCAAAUAUGAUGGUUAAGACUACUAAGUGGAUAUUAUUGUGAAUGACAAAUUGACUGAUGUGAAAAUGAGAUUGGGGAAGGAAGGCUCAGCGUAUUUCGAAAAGAGUUCCUAUUCUUCUGGCUACCAAUCUGAUGACACAUUUUCCGAGAAGAUCUCGUAUAAUUUUUACAUUACACAACAUAGAUUGUUUGAUGAAGCAUCGGAGUUUAGAUAAUCACACUAUUACAAAAAGCCUGAUGAUUUGUUCAAUAGUGACAAGAAGAAUAGCAAUUGGCUUCAAACUCUAAAAUUUUGGGGCAAAGGGACCAAUUCCAAAAAAGAUGAGGGAAUCAAAAUUGAAACACCAAAUAACCUCAAAGAAUUUUAAUAAGUCGAUACGUCAUCCUUAAGACUAUCGUAAUUAUAAUUGCAAAAAUAAUUCCAGUCCCAACAAUCAGACAAACACAUCUAAACAAACGAUUACGAGAAAGACAAUAUUACUUGUAGUGAUAGGGAGACCCUCUCUCCACGCCAAUCAGUAAUAGAACUCUCUCUCUGUGGUCAAUAUUAAAUCUCAUAAUAAAAUCUAACAUAAACUCAGAGAUUCCAAUUGUUCGAACAACACAAAAUUUCCUUUUCAGCAUUCGAAAAAGACUCACUUAAAAUCAUAAAUCACAAAGAUCUUGUCUUUAAGAUUGGAGAUAAGUUCUUCAGCAGAGAAGCAGGAUUAAUUUAAUUGUUGGCCAAACAAGUCUUCGCUCAAGAUAUGGUUAUUGAUAGUUUGGAUCAAUAGAAGAAGCAGAACACUUAACAAUAGUAAUAAUGGUAUAGUGUUCUCUUUGGUAAGAAGAAAGGAUCGGAUUAAAUUGAAUAGAACAAUAAUACUCAGAGAAUAAAUAAUAAUGAAUAGACUCAAAAACAGCACCAAUAAUUUAAAUCUUAAGAUAGACUCAGAAAACUCAGUGAGAAUUCUAUUGAUACAUAUAGUACAAUGUCCAUAUAGAAAAGGAGAAAGUCAUAAAGACCAAUACUAAAACCUAAUUCAUCAAUUUUAAAAUAACUAGGAUUGAAAAAGGGAAAUAACAAAAUUACAUACAGAAUAUGCAUACCCAAAAAAAGUGAUAUUGUGGAAUUGCAUGGGACUAUCUACUUUUAUGACUAAAAAACUAAAUUGGUGAUAUCGGACAUUGAUGGUACCAUCACAAAGUCAGACAUUUUGGGUUAAUUAAUGCCAAAAUUAGGAACCGAUUGGAAUCAUGAUGGAGUAGCCAAUCUCUAUUAGAAUAUAUAAUCUAUGGGAUAUAAAAUAAUUUAUUUGACUGCCAGAGCGAUAGGAUAAGCAGAUCAAACUAAAGAUUUUAUUUAAAAUCUACAAUAAAAUAAUACUAAAUUGCCAAAGGGACCUAUAAUUUUGAGUCCUGACUCUUUGUUCCCUGCAUUUAAGAGAGAAGUCAUCGACAGAACUCCUGAAUUAUUCAAGAUCACGGCAUUAAAAGAAAUUAGGAACUUGUUCAUUGGAGAGAGUCCAUUCUAUUGUGGAUUUGGAAAUAGAUUAACAGAUUCUACUGCUUAUUAGGCAGUCAAUGUGGAUAUUAGUCGAAUCUUCAUAAUAGACCCAGAUAGCAAUAUCCAAAAAUAUAAUACUGAUGAAAUCACUACUUAUGUGGAAAUGAAUAAGGAUAUCCAUCUUUAUUUCCCUCCUGUUGAUGAAGUAGAAUACUAAUGUUAAAACUUCUGGAAGAUUCCAAUAUGUGACAAUGUUGAAAUAAAUUAUUAAUGA
Molecule: messenger RNA, 1893 nt
Organism: Paramecium tetraurelia
Lineage: Eukaryota; Ciliophora; Oligohymenophorea; Peniculida; Parameciidae
Exons: 4
Molecular function (GO): phosphatidate phosphatase activity
Source: RefSeq, a predicted model, not a curated record